AUGAACAAUAACAGAAACGCUAUGGUGUCUGGUAAGAUCCAGGACCAACUCCUAGAGGAGCAGAAGCAAGAAAUAUAUGAAGCAUUUACUUUGUUUGAUAUGGAUAAUGAUGGAUAUUUGGAUUUCCAUGAGGUGAAAGUUGCCAUGAAGGCACUUGGCUUUGAUCUACCGAAGGCUGAAAUAUUGGAUUUGAUUGAUCAAUAUGACAACGAUGGGCGCAGAAAGAUGGAAUAUAAUGAUUUUUAUGUUGUUGUUGGACAAAUGAUUUUGAAUAGAGAUCCACUCGAUGAAAUCAAAAGAGCCUUUAAGCUGUUUGAUGAUGAUAAUACCGGCAGAAUCAGCUUGAAAAAUUUAAGGCGAGUCGCAAAGGAGCUUGGAGAGACAAUGACUGACGACGAAUUGAGAGCCAUGAUAGAUGAAUUUGACUUGGAUGGGGAUGGAGAAAUUAAUGAGCAAGAAUUCAUUGAUAUAUGUACAGACAAUUAA
Molecule: messenger RNA, 486 nt
Organism: Tetrapisispora phaffii CBS 4417
Lineage: Eukaryota; Fungi; Ascomycota; Saccharomycetes; Saccharomycetales; Saccharomycetaceae
Gene: CDC31
Product: centrin
Exons: 1
Coding region: 1-486 (161 amino acids)
Biological process (GO): spindle pole body duplication
Cellular component (GO): mitotic spindle pole body; half bridge of spindle pole body
Molecular function (GO): microtubule binding; calcium ion binding
Source: RefSeq, a predicted model, not a curated record